GACAACUUGGUGGUGUGUGUAAUGCUCCUUGAUUGUUUUGUGUGGAUUUUGCAAAAACUGUUUAUGCUGUGGCUUACUGUACAACGAUGGAAGAAAGGAGAAUAUAUACUCAACUACUGCGAGAGUACCGGGAAAACCCUAUUUUAUGGAAUAAAAACUUGCCAGAAUACUUCAACAGAACGCGAAGAUUUGACAUGCAAUGUAAAUUAGCGAAAAUAUUGCGACCAAUAGUGCCGACUGCGGAUGGAAAUUACGUUCGUAAAAAGUUGGCACGAUUUCGUUCCGUUUUUGUGAGGGAACAUCAAAAAGUCGUGCGAUGCCGGAAAGCAGGCAUUCAUUAUGAACCCUACCAUUGGAGCUACAAGGAAUUGCUUUUCCUACUCGAUUCCCCGGAGCUGGCGUGCUUACGAAUUGACGAUCGCAGUUCUUCGUCGUCGGAACAAGCUGAUGUUUCCAUAGCCGAGUCCCAAUCGCCGACUCCAAAACGGGCCCAUGUGCGCCGAAAAGCUAGUAAACCCAAACGUUCAGAUAAAAAACGGGCGGAAAGAUUAGCCAAAAGUUCCGAGCCAACGGUACAGUACGAUAACUUCCUCGAGUUGGUGGCAAUCAAACUGAAGCAACUGACUACCUCACAGGGUAGAUUAGCAGAGAAGAUAAUUAACGAUGUGUUGUUUUACGCUGAAACUGGCGAACUGACGUUGGACCAAUUGAAGAGCAUAGCAGAAACGUUGCAAAAAAGCCAGAUAACAUAAGACAUAUUAUUGAUUAUGGUUUUCUGCGGAAGAAGUCUUUCGUUCAGAGUUGCGACAUGUUUUGUCUUACAAUAUUUUUCCUGUUGUUAAUAGCUGAGUACUGGGAGUUUGAAAGGACAAGUGCCAUCCAAUAAUUCAGUUCAGAAACUCUUGACGUCUAAAACACAAAUGAAACUAUCGAUGUCAUCGGUUUCAGUAUAAAGAUAUACAUUUUAGGCUAUCUAGUUUAGUGUUCCCCUAAAGAAAAAGUGACGAAACGUAUUGAAGGCAUAGCUGUAACAUCUAUUGAUGAACAGAACAGAAUAAGACACAACAAGACUGCCCCAAAUUUAAUUUGUAGAAAUAAUCAUCGAUCUUUCUUAUGCUCUCGAGCUGAC
Molecule: messenger RNA, 1129 nt
Organism: Anopheles coustani
Lineage: Eukaryota; Metazoa; Arthropoda; Insecta; Diptera; Culicidae
Exons: 2
Coding region: 87-752 (221 amino acids)
Source: RefSeq, a predicted model, not a curated record